Messenger RNA from Aspergillus nidulans FGSC A4, 585 nucleotides. RefSeq lists its product as uncharacterized. Bases 76 to 351 code for a protein of 91 amino acids. NCBI's taxonomy places the organism in Eukaryota, Fungi, Ascomycota, Eurotiomycetes, Eurotiales, Aspergillaceae. The record is from RefSeq and is a predicted model, not a curated record. The transcript is spliced from 4 exons. Gene Ontology annotation, molecular function: endopeptidase inhibitor activity.
GGACUAUUAUCACUUCGAAACCUAUAUCUAGAACUCACGAAUUCGUUGUCGUUGUGCUAUAACCAGCUUGUUAAAAUGAAGCUGAUCUCCGCUGCUGUCGCCGCAUGCUUGCUUCCUCUUGCGCUCGCCAACUCAAUCCUUGUGACUUACCCCAAGGAUACACCGGACUCUGUGAUAGAGAGCGCGAAAGACUCUGUCCGGAAGAAUGGUGGGGUUAUUACUCAUGAAUACUCCUUGGUAAUCAAGGGAUUUGCCGCAACCGCUCCGGAAGAAGCUAUCCAGCAGAUCUCGACGCAGUCGACUGCUUAUAAGCCCACCAUCGAACAGGACCAGACAGUUUCGAUUUCGUAAAGAAUACAAUGACGACGUCUGGAUCCUUAAAAUCUCUUAUCAUGGUUCUUUGAGACCGUGAUCAGCCCCGUGGUUCUGGGUAUAUUGUUAUGAAUUAUGACAGGCGUUGUACGGUAUGCUGAUGCAUUUUAUUGUGCAUUGGCUUUGGUAUAUAGUGGUGACAAUAACGGUUUUUAGUAUUGUUAUGGCGUUUUGAGCAAAUGGAAUUAUGCUUAACGGGUCUUGGUUGAUUGU